AUAUUUAAUUCUUGCAACCGAAAAUAUAAUAAUAUUGUAUUAUUGACUUUAAAAAAAAAAAAAUUAUUCUGGAUUAUCGUAAAGAUGGAUAUAACACUAAGUAUCCUGGUGUUCAUCAGCGUGUUUCUUGUCUCAGAGGUUGCAAGAGCUAACGGAAAUGAAGCCGUCCUCGUUGACACCAGAACUGCCACAUCUGACUUAGGAUGGACAACUGCUCAAGAUUCAAAUUGGGUGGAACACACAACAUUGGAUGGAGACGGGAAUGAACGACGAGUUGUUCAAGUGUGCGCAAUUCGAGAUCAAAAUCAGAACAACUGGUUGAGAACACAUUUCAUUGAAGUUGAAUCAGCGAAAAGGAUUUAUAUCGAAAUUGAAUUCAGUAUAAGGGCUUGCGAAGACGUCGCAAAUGUGAAAACCUGCAAAGAAACCUUCAAUCUGUAUUACUAUGAAUCAGAUCGAGAUUCAGCGACUUCAACGUUCCCUCCAUGGAGAGAAGGGCCCUACAUCAAGAUCGACACAAUUGCAGCCGACAAACGGUUUCUCCCGGGUUCCGUUGACACAAACUUUGAAACAAGAGACAUCGGACCUAUCACCAAGAAAGGAAUUUAUUUGGCAAUUCAGGACACCGGUGCCUGUAUGGCUAUAAUGCAUGUUCGCGUGUAUUACAAGUAUUGCCCGCCUCACAAGCAAAACUUGGCAACAUUUCAAAGAACCAUUGCUGGAGCGGAAAUGACGUCACUGGUUGCUGGGGAAGGGACAUGCGUUACUAACGCUGUUUCGGAAAACCGUCGACCUAAGCUCUAUUGCAAUGGAGAAGGAAACUGGAUGGUCCCGUCCGGCACUUGCAUGUGUUCACCAGGUUUCGAACCCGAUACCCACCUGACAAAAUGCAAACCGUGCUCACUGAAACAAUUCAAGAAUCAUGUUGGGAACCAGAUGUGCAAGAGAUGUCCUUCCUACAGCAGUUCAAUGGACACGGGUUCGACCAUUUGUGCUUGCUCGCAUCAUUAUUACAGAGCAGAUAACGAUGACCCGACAAAAGAAUGCACAAAACCGCCAUCAAAGCCAACAAGCCUUGUUUCAACUGUUAACAACACAUCGGUAACCUUGAGUUGGAAACAACCUUCAGACGAUGGCGGAAGAAAUGAUGUGUCCUUCAGGUUGAGCUGCCUGCAAUGCAGCACUGGAUUUGAAAACUGUAAGCCAUGUCCCCGUUCAGUUGAAUUUCAACCAAGUCAGUCAAAGCUAACGAGUACUGCAGCAACGGUUAGAAGACUCAGCGCUUAUUCCUACUAUGUCCUGAGGGUUUACGCUGUGAACGGCGUCACAGACAAAGCGUUGGCUUCAGGCGAAGACGACGAUAGAUUCCUUGAAGCAAGAGUUGAAACAAGCCAAGCAGCACCGUCUCCAGUAGUCGGCGUACGCACUGACACAAACGGCAUCACUCCAAGUUCUAUUCUGGUGAUAUGGGAUCAACCGCAGAUGACGAACGGAGAAAUCAUCGAUUAUGAGGUCACAGUGCAAAAAUUUAGACAGUCGUCAGAUUCGGAAAGUUUCGGAUACGUCGACCCUGAUAGCGUGGAGCCUACGCGUAUUAAUUCAACUACAAAUCAACACAUGAAAAUCGCAAAUUUGACGCCCGGAACUGCGUAUAUUAUAAUGGUACGUGCACGGACAACCGCAGGUUACGGGAAAUUCAGUGUUCCCAUAAAAGCUGAAACAUCAGGGGAACACCCAACUCAGCCAGGAGACGGUUCUCUCGUGGAUGGAGAUCGAACUCUUCAACUUGUUGUCGCAGUAGGAUGUGGGAUACUCAUAGUUAUUCUAGUGAUCGUAAUUAUCCUGUUUUGUACAAGGAGAAAACGGUUUGGCAAAGGAAAGAAACUCGACAUGGAAAAACAGCCAAUGUUUUCCAAAGAGAUUCCAGGGCACAAAACUUACGUUGACCCAACGACUUACGAAGAUCCGCACAGAGCUGUGAGAGAUUUUACGAAAGAGAUCGAGGGUUCGACGAUCAAGAUUGAACAAGUUAUUGGAGGAGGCGAAUUCGGAGACGUAUGCCGAGGUCGUCUGCGCCAAGCAGGGAACCCCGAACAAGACGUUGCGAUAAAGACCCUCAAAACGGGGUACACAACACAGCAAAAACUAGAUUUUCUCGGAGAAGCUUCGAUUAUGGGACAAUUUGACCAUCCUAACGUAAUUAGACUGGAAGGAGUCGUGACAAGGACACGACCACUGAUGAUUGUCACUGAAUUCAUGGAAAAUGGGUCUUUGGAUACAUUUCUUAGAAAUCACGACGGAGAACUCACAGUUCUACAGAUGGUCGGUAUGUUGCGCCAUAUUGCCGAAGGAAUGAGAUACUUGUGUGAGAUGGGAUACGUUCACCGUGAUCUUGCUGCGAGGAACAUACUUGUUGAUGACAGACUUGUCUGUAAAGUGUCUGACUUUGGAUUGAGCAGAGUCUUAGAAGAUGAUGCUGAUGCUUCUUAUAUUACUAGGGGCGGAAAGAUCCCAAUCCGAUGGACGGCACCAGAGGCCAUUACUUUCCGUAAGUUUACUUCUGCAAGCGAUGUUUGGAGCUUUGGUAUCGUUAUGUGGGAAGUUAUGUCUUACGGAGAACGCCCAUACUGGGGAAUGUCAAACCAAGACGUUAUCCAAGCAGUCGGGUCCGGUUACCGCCUCCCAGCUCCGAUGGACUGCCCUCACGCUCAACAUCAGUUAAUGUUAGAUUGUUGGAAAAAAGAUCGAAACCAGAGACCGAAAUUUGUUCAAAUCGUCUCAUCUUUGGAUAGAAUGAUAAAGGAACCUGCGUUGUUGAAGGUUACAAAUGAUUCCACUGCUGCACGCAAGCCAAAGACUCCACAAAUCCAACAUGGGCGGGGCAGUGAUACAUUAACCACGCCCACCACUGAAUCAACCAAUACGACAUCUUCAAACAGAACCACGCCCAAUGACGAUUUGACUGGCCAAGAGGAGACUCCUUUAGUUCGCAAAUCGAACGACAACUCUCCUAAUGGAACGGGUCCCGUACUUUACAAACGAGGCGAAGAUGUACUUAUAUCACCUACAAGUGGGCAUUCAACUCCUACUAAAACCAUGCCCACUACUAGCCCCGCCUCUCUCGGUGGUUGGUUAGAUGAAUUAAGUCUCGGCCAAUACAAAGAUACCUUCAUGAAAAAUGGAUGCGCUUCAUUGGAGCAGGUUCUUCAACUAAAUGCAAGUGACCUUAAAAGGAUGGGAAUCCAAACCCCUGCACACCAAGAACGGAUACUUGGAAGUAUUAUAUCAUUGAGAGAAAACUCAAAUUAUAACGUUUACGGUCACAGAAAUAAAAACUAUUAUCAACAUCGGGCCAAAAAUUAUGAAGCAGAUGCUCCACCUAAAUAUGAAGAAAGCUGCCGAAACGGUAGAAUACCUAACGGUAUACCGGUUUAAUGGAAGACCUGCAGAAACGGUACAAUAAGCAACGGUAUACCCGAUAAUGGGAUAAUUGCAAAAUUCGGCAAAAUAGCUAAUAGUAUAUCAAUGUCAGGAUUCGGCUGCAAGAACAGCUCAACACUUGGCGGUUUACCGGUUCAACGAAACAGCUGCAGAAACGGUACAAUGACUAAUUGCAUAACUGAUUGAAAAUAGCUUCAGGAGUGAUUCAAUACCUAAUAGUACAUCGAUUUGAUGGAACAGCUGCAAAAACGGUGAAAAAAAAUAACAGUAUACCGCUUUGAUGAAAUAGCUGCAGAAACGGUAGAUAUUCAACAGAAUAUCGGUUUAACAAAAAACCUUUAGAAUGGAUGUAAUACGUAACGGUAUAGCACCAUAAUGAAAUAGUUGCAGGACCGGUUCAAUAAUUAACGGUAUGCUGUUGUAAGAAAUAGUUGCAAGAAACAUUGCUAUACUGAACGGUAAUUCGGUAAAAUUGAAUAGCAUAAGAAAUGUAAAAACUCGUUUGCUAUGAAAUAGCCUUAGUUAGCUAUAAAAUUAUAAAAAAGCGCUUUUUUUGUUUUACAUUUAAAUUUUCAUUCCUAAUUUUCAAUUUGUAGUAUUAUUAUUUUUUGCUAAUUUUUUUUAUUAUAUAAUUACCAAUCGCAUUUUUGCCUUUUUUGUUAACAAUUAUACUUGCUGUUGCGUUUUCAGUCUUAAAAAUUUCCCGUUGUAAAAUAAAUAAAUAAAUAAUCAUUAUGUCAAAAUACCAAAAAUGACUCCCCCCCCCCACCCCCCUAAAAAAAGAAGAAGAAAAAAUUAGUAUUGUACUUUGCACGUUAAUUAUCUAGUUUUGGAUACAGCAAUUCCAGAACCCAUAUUCCUGUAUUUUCAUUUUUUGAAUUCACUAUAAAUUCUACAUGGUUAGACUAUAUUUGAAUGGCUUGCAAUUUCAUAUGAAUGAAGCUAAGCGUUGACUUUAUAAUCAUUUCUAUAUUUAUCUUUGUUAAGCUACGUUUUGCACUAAUUUUGUAAUUUUUUUCGUUCUUUUUCAAAAGCUCUAAGAGCUUAUCUGUAUAUAUAUAUAUAAAGAGGACGAAAUGGUCUAAUGAGGGGGAACUCAAUUUUUGGUGUUAUAGAGCCUGUGGGUAGAUUGAACAGAGCUCCACAAUAAAUUUAUAUAAACAAAAACACAUUCUUACUUACCGAUUAUGUUCCUGGGUAAAUUACUAUUACUUUAUUUAAUGACUCGGAUGUCCUUUCUGCUUUGUCCCUAAAAAAUACACUUGGCAUAUUAAUAAAGUAGUAACGAAAUGUGACAUUAUGAACAAAUUUUUGGCCCCCAGUCUAA
Styela clava is the source of this 4768-nucleotide messenger RNA. Its product is annotated as ephrin type-B receptor 3-like. Gene Ontology annotation, cellular component: dendrite; plasma membrane. Lineage: Eukaryota; Metazoa; Chordata; Ascidiacea; Stolidobranchia; Styelidae. Gene Ontology annotation, molecular function: protein binding; transmembrane-ephrin receptor activity; ATP binding. Gene Ontology annotation, biological process: axon guidance; protein phosphorylation; ephrin receptor signaling pathway. The record is from RefSeq and is a predicted model, not a curated record.